This is a messenger RNA of Pogoniulus pusillus (Red-fronted tinkerbird), 7787 nucleotides long. It is a transcript of the gene ERBIN, whose product is annotated as erbb2 interacting protein. NCBI's taxonomy places the organism in Eukaryota, Metazoa, Chordata, Aves, Piciformes, Lybiidae. The transcript has 27 exons. Bases 320 to 4681 code for a protein of 1453 amino acids. Gene Ontology annotation, cellular component: adherens junction; postsynaptic membrane; postsynaptic density. Gene Ontology annotation, molecular function: protein binding. The record is from RefSeq and is a predicted model, not a curated record. Gene Ontology annotation, biological process: establishment or maintenance of epithelial cell apical/basal polarity; neurotransmitter receptor transport, endosome to postsynaptic membrane; receptor clustering.
CCGCGGCGCCGCCGCCAGCGAGGGCCGGGAGGAGCUCGAUUCUCCUGCUGCCCUCCCCCCGUGCACACGCACGUCGCACGUUCCGCGAACGCCCCCGUUCUCGUCGAAAGCUGUUCCAUCUUCCCCCUUCCCUCCCCGCCCCUUUCUUAUCCUCUGCCCCCCGAGAAGAAAACUUGAUUGGAUUUAAUGUAUUUCUUUGGGGUCGGAAGGAACUCCUGCCUGCUGGAUCUGGUUUAGACGCCCGCCAGACAAGGAUGUUGGCUUUGAAAGCUCAGGGAAGAAGCAGCAGGGAGGAAAAAGUAACACAGUGUGCCUGAAGAUGACAACGAAGCGGAAUUUGUUCGUGCGGCUGGUGCCAUGCCGCUGUCUGCGUGGAGAGGAGGAAACAGUCACUACCCUUGAUUAUUCCCACUGCAGCUUGGAACAGGUGCCUAAGGAGAUUUUUACUUUUGAAAAGACAUUGGAAGAACUCUAUUUAGAUGCUAAUCAGAUUGAAGAGCUUCCAAAGCAACUUUUUAACUGUCAGUCUCUGCACAAGCUGAGUUUGCCAGACAAUGAUCUAACCACAUUGCCAGCAUCCAUUGCAAAUCUCAUUAAUCUCAGGGAACUGGAUGUCAGCAAGAAUGGCAUACAGGAGUUUCCAGAAAAUAUAAAAAACUGUAAAGUCUUGACAGUUGUUGAGGCCAGCGUAAAUCCAAUUUCAAAGCUUCCAGAUGGAUUUUCCCAACUGUUAAACCUAACGCAGCUGUACCUAAAUGAUGCUUUUCUUGAGUUUUUGCCAGCGAAUUUUGGCAGGUUGACAAAACUCCAGAUAUUGGAACUUAGAGAAAACCAAUUAAAAAUAUUGCCAAAAACCAUGUCCAGACUGACUCAGCUGGAGAGACUGGACUUAGGAAGUAAUGAAUUCACAGAAGUGCCUGAAGUACUUGAACAACUGAGUGGGUUAAAGGAAUUUUGGAUGGAUGGUAAUAGACUUACGCUUAUUCCAGGGUUUAUAGGCACUUUGAAGCAACUGGCCUACUUGGAUGUUUCUAAAAACAACAUCGAAGUAGUUGAAGAAGGUAUUUCAGGUUGUGAAAGCCUGCAAGAUCUACUGCUAUCCAGUAAUUCACUUCAGCAACUGCCAGAGUCUAUUGGUUCCCUGAAGAAGGUAACAACCCUUAAAAUCGAUGAAAACCAGUUGAUGUAUUUGCCUGACUCUAUAGGAGGGUUAAUAUCACUAGAGGAACUGGACUGUAGUUUCAAUGAGAUUGAAACGCUGCCUUCGUCUGUUGGGCAACUCUCUAAUAUAAGGACAUUUGCUGCAGAUCAUAAUUUUUUAACACAGCUGCCAUCAGAGAUUGGAAACUGGAAGCAUGUAACAGUGUUGUUUCUGCAUUCUAACAAGCUUGAAUUUCUCCCUGAAGAAAUGGGUGAUAUGCAAAAAUUGAAAGUCAUCAAUCUGAGUGACAAUAGACUGAAGAAUUUGCCAUUUACAUUUACAAAACUGCAACAGCUGACUGCUAUGUGGCUAUCAGACAAUCAGUCUAAACCACUUAUUCCUCUUCAAAAAGAAGCUGACCUCGACACACAGAAAACAGUGCUUACUAAUUACAUGUUUCCCCAGCAACCAAGGACCGAGGAUGUUAUGUUCAUAUCUGAUAAUGAAAGUUUCAAUCCAUCUUUGUGGGAGGAACAGCGUAAACAGCGUGCUCAGGUGGCAUUUGAGUGUGAUGAAGACAAAGAUGAGAGAGAGGCACCGCCUCGGGAAGGCAACCUGAAGAGAUACCCAACUCCAUAUCCUGAUGAACUGAAGAAUAUGGUUAAAACAGUCCAGACAAUUGUACACAGGCUAAAGGAUGAAGAGUCUACUGAAGAUGCCAACAAGGAGGCAAAACGAGAAGGCCAGACAGUUUCUGUAAAAGAUGUGGGGGUGAAGACUUUGGAAGCUGCUACAAUAAAAAACAAAGCAGACGAGAGAAAGCAAUAUUCAGCAGGAAGCUCUCUGCAGAAGUCUACUGAACCAGAAGCUGAGCACAGCACCACAAAUUCAGAGAUGACCACAGUUGUUAAAACCUUGCAAAAUGCAAAAACAAUUGUCAACCAUGAAGACAUGCUCGAGGAGUCAGAAGAACUCUCCUCUGAUGAAGAGAUGAAAAUGGCUGAAAUGCGACCACCGCUGAUAGAAACCUCCAUAAACCAACCAAAAGUGGUGGCUCUUAGCAAUAACAAGAAAGAUAAUUCAAAAGAUGCUGAUUCCUUAUCAGAUGAAGCUACCCACAAUAGCAAUCAAAAUAACAGCAAUUGUUCCUCUCCUUCUCGGAUGUCAGAUUCUGUUUCCUUAAAUACUGAGAGUAGCCAAGAUAUUUCUCUCUGUUCUCCAGACAAGGAAACACAUGCUGCUGUUCUAGCCAAGAUCAGGCGAGAAGAUGAAAACUUGAAUAAUCUUUUGCAAAAUGGAAGUGAAUCAAAUGCUACAAUGGAAGAAAAUGUGCAAGAGAAGGUUACUAAUUUGCCUGCAUAUGAACUGACCAUUGAAGAAAGAUUUGGCCUGAUGGGAAAAGGCGUUGAUCUGAGCACUCCUGCAGAGGAGUCACACAAAUUAGACCAAAUAAACAUGAAUAUUAAUGAACUAGUUAGUGAAGAAGCAGUGCCAGUCCCCGUAGAAAGAUUACAAACACAGGAAAUAGUUUCAGCAAAGGGCUUGUUGAAUAACAAUACAAAAGAAAAAAGUGAGCACUUGGAAAAUGGAAAUAAAUAUCCAAUAAAUAAAGUAAACGGACAUCCUGAGGAAACAGUACAGUCGUCUAGUAAAGACAAACUGAUGAGAAGCACUACAGUUGAUAGUGAUUCUGCUGAGCUGUCUGCUUCUAGGAGCACUGAAGAUUUGUCCCCACAGAGAAGCGGUCCUGUGAUGAAAUCUCACAGCAUCACCAGUGUGGACACUGGUGGUCUGAAAAUCUAUGAUAUCAUCAAUGAGAAUAGAUCUCAACAGCCAAACUCGGUAGUAAAAUCAGCACCUGAUAGUGCGGAUGGAAAAAACAUAGUCCGGAGUAAAUCUGCUACCCUUCUAUAUGACCAGCCUUUGCAAGUUUUCCCUGAGUCAUCAUCAUCAUCAUCUGAUUUAGGGUCUUCUGUGAAAACUGUAAUGAAGUUUGACUCAAACCACAACCCUGAAGGUGUUAACGUAGUGAGAGGAUCAGUGAUGAGUGGUGCGCAGAUGUUUUGCACUCCGCAGUACAAUAUUCAGUAUAGCAGCAGUGCAACAGCAAAAGACACCUUAUGGCCCCAGAAACAAAACACCCAAGCAGAACAAGGAAGUUUACCUCCCUCAUGUCUGUUUAGGUCUGACAGUACAGAAGCUCCCAGCUAUGUAAAGCAUUCUGCCAAUAUGAAUUUCUCCAAUCAUAACAAUGUCCGAGCCAGUGCUGUGUAUAACACUCACCAGCGGAUGGCUGGGAGACAUGCAGAUAUGUGGGCUGUUCCACCAAAUGAUAGACUGCUCCCAGGAGCAAGCAGGCACACACUUCAAAGGCAGAGUAGUGUGUCUUCUGCAGCCUCUGUAAAUGUUGGGGAUACUGGACCUUCGAGACGAACCCAGGUUCCUGAAGGGGAUUAUUUAACAUACAGAGAUCUGCAUUCAAUGGGAAGAGCUCCACCAGUAAUGUCUGGGCAGCAGAGACCUCUUUCUGCUAGGACAUACAGCAUGGAUGGUCCAAAUGUGCCCCGACCACAGAGUGCUCGGCCGUCAGUGAAUGAAAUACCAGAAAGAACUAUGUCAGUCAGUGACUUCAAUUACUCGCGGACUAGCCCUUCAAAGAGAUCAAACCCAAGAGUUAACUCUGAACACUCCUUAUUAGACCCUCCAGGAAAAAGUAAAGUCCCUCAUGACUGGAGGGAACAGGUGCUGCGACAUAUUGAGGCAAAAAAACUAGAAAAGAGCAUGCUGUCUAGGUCCUUUAAUUCCAAUUAUGCUGCAGUUAGCAGCUUUCACUAUGGCAGCUCUAGGGAUCUGCAUGGCAGCCAGGGUAGUGUUGCCUUGAGUGUUGCAGACGGAAGAGGUUCUGGUGUGCACGUUGUUCGACAUCCCCAGGCUUCUACUCCAGGAGAUCAAUGCCAGGAUGAAGUCUUCAUUUCAGGACAACAGAAUUACUCAUCUGCAACACUUAGUCUCAAAGAUGUUCCUCCAGACAGCAUGAAGAAAGUAGCUGUGCAGAUACCUUUGACAAAUGGACAAAUGUGCCAGCCUCAGAGACCUCAGGCAAACUACAGCCAAGUCCAUCAUCUCCCUCCUCAGUCGUCAGUAGCAAGACAUCCAUCUAGAGAGCAACUAAUUGAUUAUCUGAUGUUGAAAGUUGCGCACCAGCCUCCUUAUACCCAGUCCCAGUGUUCUCCCAGACAAAGCCAUGAGCUGGCAAAGCAAGAGAUUCGAGUGAGAAUUGACAAGGAUCCAGAACUUGGAUUUAGCAUCUCAGGAGGAGUUGGUGGUAGAGGGAAUCCAUUCAAACCUGAAGAUGAUGGUAUUUUUGUAACCAGAGUGCAACCAGAUGGACCAGCAUCAAAGCUGUUGCAGCCCGGGGAUAAAAUAAUUCAGGCUAAUGGCUACAGCUUCAUCAAUAUUGAUCAUGGACAAGCAGUGUCUUUGCUAAAGACUUUUCAGAAUGCAGUGGAACUCAUCAUUGUAAGAGAAGUUUCUUCAUAAAUACUGUGUAUUAGGGGAAAAAGCCAGCAGGAUUUGUUGAAGGACUUCUGGGAAAUGGAAUAUUUUGCUAUUUUUAUAUGUGAAAGGAACUUGAAAAGAAUUAUGAUCAAAAUUUGUACAGGAAAUACUGAACUUGUGGUUAAAGGGGAAAAAAAAAACAACACUGUAUAGAACAUACAGGAAAUCACUUCAGAAAUGCAUAUGGUGAAUAAACUUGUUUUUAAGCAUUAUAGCAAUUUAAGGAUCACUCCUCCAAGAACAAACCUGUGUUGGUUUUUUGUACAGAUGGUAGGUUUAUUUUUGGAUAAUUCAUACACAUUACUAAACUCUGUGCAAGGCUUCAUGAAGCCUCGGUUGUAGCGAAUGGACAGAUGGCAGGGCUGUCUGUCCUGUAGCUGUUUAUUGCCUUUAUUUUUAUUCACCAGAUAUUAAUGUGUUAUGCUGAAACCACUUCUGUAGAUAGGGACGGGAAAUACGAAAUGUUGGCUCUGCUAUGUGCACAUUGUAUAGGUGAAUGGGUAGAUGGAAGGUGGUGCUGGCUGGACAGAAUAAAGGUUAGGUGAAACAACUAUCUGGAGUUGGGAAAGAAGAAAAAGCGUUUAGUUUUGCAGCGUACGUCUACCAAUAGAAAAUGCAAUAAAAGCUUACAGUGUUUUUUAGGAAGACUAUAACUACAAACGUGUAACAUUCUACAGGAUUUAUUCUUAAUGGAGUCACUGAAUACUCAUUUGCCACAUGUGAUUCAUGUUAAGUUGGGUUUUCUUGAGUACUUAAUCUUUUUUUUCAACUGUACUGUGGAAACGUGCCCAGAGCUUUUUCUCUGCUGUGGAAAUCCCCAGUUUUGUGCUAAUGGUGAUGCUUUUAAUUUUUAUAAAAUCUACUCCGUUUUAACCUUACAGAUUUUAGAAAUGAAACUGAAAUGGCCAGUUUUUAAAGGUUGUUACCUGUACUAUCUAUUUAAACACACACACAAAGUAAAUGAUACAGGAAGAGUUACGAAAGACAUCUCGGUUUUGUUGUGUGUUUGGCCUUCACUUUGCCUUGUCAAUCAAAGGAAACCAUACGCAUGGAGCUAGGUAACCAAAGCAAGUUUGUAAAACUUCUAACGGUGGUGGAGAAUUGCUGUGGUGAGGUGAAAAAGCAGAGGGAGGGUGUACUUACAACCCACCAGUUCUUAAUUAUGUUUCUUAAAGGGCUGUUCCUACAGGUAACAUUAAAUGUGAACUAGACACUUCAGAGUCAUUAAAGGGUUUCUAACUAUAUUAAUGUGAUAAUGAUUUACCACAGGCUGCCUUUGUUCCUUUCUACUGUGUAAAAUAUUCAAUUCUGCUCCUAUUAAUUUUGUUUACCAGAAACAUUAACAUUAUUCUUCUCUUUCUUCUUUGUAAUUGAACAGAGACUGCAUAAUCUGCAGUGAUAAUUAAUACACGGUUGUUAUGGACCAGGGUAAAGUGCCAUAGAAGACCAAUAACUGUUUUUAAUUAGGGCUAAGGAUUAGCCUGUCAUUGGAGCAAUAUUCAGCUAUCGUCGUUCAUUUUUAAUUACAUAAAAGUUGGUAGUUUGAGACAGGUAUAAGUUGUUUUGUUUUAUUUUAACCCAUGUGUACAAGAGUAAAUGCUUUUAAUAAAGCUAGUGACAACAUCAUCCUCCUUCAGUUUUGGUCCAGUGAGCUGGAAGAGAGAGGAAUUACACAAUGCUAGUGGUAAUAAACAGGCAGUACUUCCUAAAUAAGUGAACUUCAGUACUAUUGCACUUCUUUCAAAGAGGAUAUCUAUUGCUUAUUGUACUGUGUAUACUUCUAAUAAUUUUAAUGGAAACCCUUUAACAACUCUUUAUAUAUUUUAAUUUUUUUUAGUUGAUUUUCAGUGAUAUUUACAUAGAAAAUUAUUUUUUGUUUUGAUAUAUUAGCAGAAAUAUGGUGUAUUUUGAUAAAUUUCACUUACUUCCUGUGUGCUGUUAAUCUUCCAAGAAAAGAAUGAGAAACAUAGCUAUAUAAUGGCAGGCUUCAGCAUUCCCCUUCUAAGAUGUGUUUUGCUUUAGUUUAGUUUCCUUUUCUUUUUAUCAACUGAAAAUGCAAAAUAUUUGCAUCAUAUGUUCGUUACUGUUGAUCAUGUUAUUUUUACCACACAUUGCCUUUUAAAGGGAAUGCGUUACAGACAAGCCCUAAAUUACCUUGGUCUUCUACGUAACCUCUAUCUCUGAGAAGGGAAAAACUCCCCACAAGCAGAACUGAUUCUUUACUGAUCUCGGACUGACUUUGUAUGCAUUUUGCAGUACAUUUAAAUAUAUCCUCGAGGAAUUACUGUAUUAUAUUUUGCUUUAAUGGUAAGAGAUGUUUUUAAUGUUGUCGUGUCACUUAAUUUUCAGAUUUAUGUUUCACAGGAAAAUGCUACCAAAAAACUGUUUGGCUGUGGUAGAACUACAGAAGUGGAGGUUUGUAGCAAAAAGUUUAGUAUUUCUUGUGGAAAUAGUUGGCCAAAGCUUGUCUUCAGUAACGUAGCAAAUUAACUAUCUAAUAAAAUGUGUUAUGCUAAUUUUACUCAGUAAAUGUUGGAGUUUCAAGGGGAUCAAAAUGUGUUUAUUCCUUCAGUAUCUGUGUAAAGGUAAACACAUGGCAAACUACAUGAUUUUGUAGCAAGUGGAAGACAUUAUGUCAGAGGAGAGAUAAUACUGGCACUUUUCAUUUUGAAUGCAUCUUAAACUACGUGUUGAAUAAAACAAAAUUCAGCAGCAGCCUAUGUUAGUCAUCAUGGCAGUAGUUGAUGCUGUUAAUUCUGUUUUUAAUAGUUCAUUAAAGAAUCAGUUCACCUGAUGUAAUGAAAAGAUGAAGUCUCCCACGUAUUUAUUAUGUAAAUAUUUUUUAGUUUCUUUCGGGACUGGAGUUAAAAAAGUGUAUAUACUUGAAGACAUUCUAUGAACACAAAGAUAGCAAUAAGCAACACACAGAAUCAAACCUUUACAAUUUUGUUUAGAAAUAAUCCCUUGUGAACAGCUACAAAAUGUUUUUAUUGAUCAGCAUUUAUUCAACAUUCCAAAUUUUUGUAUAUAAUUAGACUGUUUCUGAGGUAACACACGGAGAAUAGAUAAUAAACUAAUGCUCUUUAAA